Phanerochaete carnosa HHB-10118-sp is the source of this 1976-nucleotide messenger RNA. RefSeq lists its product as uncharacterized. Gene Ontology annotation, cellular component: nucleus. Bases 27 to 1745 code for a protein of 572 amino acids. The record is from RefSeq and is a predicted model, not a curated record. Gene Ontology annotation, biological process: mRNA splicing, via spliceosome. NCBI's taxonomy places the organism in Eukaryota, Fungi, Basidiomycota, Agaricomycetes, Polyporales, Phanerochaetaceae. The transcript is spliced from 5 exons.
ACGCGAGCUAGCCCCAACCAUUCACCAUGGACCAGGCGAGUCCCACCCGCGACCGACCCCUAAAGAACGCGGACCCGAGCCAACCCGCCUUCAAGCCCCGAACCGUGCACAAGCUUGAUCAUCAGUACCGUGACAGGGCUGACGAGCGACGCCAGGGACGAGCACACGACUAUGCCCAAGUGGAGGCUUUGGCAGAGGACUUUGAGAAGCGGAACGCAGACGAGGACCCGGAAACGCUCGAGGAGCAACGCAGGUUCCUUGGCGGCGACAGCGAGCACACCGUGCUCGUCAAGGGCCUCGACUAUGCCCUCCUAGAACAGAACAAGGCCCGCCUCGCCGCAGAGCCCACCGGUGGCGACGACGAGCUCGAGCAGGCAUUCGCCGAGGCUGCGUCCUCCUCCCACCAUGUCCCCCAGAAACGCACGCGCGCAGACAUCGUCCGAGAGCUGAAGAACAAGCGCCUCAAAGGCGAGCCUGCGUCCGGGGAGCCCGGUACACCCGCCGGCCCAGACGUCCCGAUCGACGACGCCAGGGGGUCGGGCAACUUCAAGCCCAUCGGAAAGAACGCGGACCCGAGCCAACCCGCCUUCAAGCCCCGAACCGUGCACAAGCUUGAUCAUCAGUACCGUGACAGGGCUGACGAGCGACGCCAGGGACGAGCACACGACUAUGCCCAAGUGGAGGCUUUGGCAGAGGACUUUGAGAAGCGGAACGCAGACGAGGACCCGGAAACGCUCGAGGAGCAACGCAGGUUCCUUGGCGGCGACAGCGAGCACACCGUGCUCGUCAAGGGCCUCGACUAUGCCCUCCUAGAACAGAACAAGGCCCGCCUCGCCGCAGAGCCCACCGGUGGCGACGACGAGCUCGAGCAGGCAUUCGCCGAGGCUGCGUCCUCCUCCCACCAUGUCCCCCAGAAACGCACGCGCGCAGACAUCGUCCGAGAGCUGAAGAACAAGCGCCUCAAAGGCGAGCCUGCGUCCGGGGAGCCCGGUACACCCGCCGGCCCAGACGUCCCGAUCGACGACGCCAGGGGGUCGGGCAAGUUCAAGCCCAUCGGGUUCAAACCCAUCGGCGCGGACGCGAAGCCGAAGAAGAAAAAGAAGGCCAACGAGGGAGGAGAGAAAGACGGCGCUCCGAAGAAGAAGAGAAGGAAGGCCGCCGACGACCACGACGGCGACGGCCCGCCAGGCGAAGCCGCACCAAAACUGCCGCCGAUAGCGGCUGAACGCGCGCCCGCCGCUGCGCCCUCAAAGUUGGCGCCAUCAGAGCCCACAGACGAUGCCGACGACGACGACAUCUUCGCCGGCGCGGGCGACUACACGGGCAUCGAGGUCGGCGACGACGACAACGACAGCGACGAGGGGCCAAGCGACGAAGAGGGUGCAGCAAUAGCCAGGGCAGCAGCACAGGAGACUUCAGACGGUGAGAUCGCACCAGACUCGACGGCACCGCGCCGCCGCUGGGUCGACAUCGACGAGCGCCCUGCGGCGGCGCCCCCGUCGCCACCAGAGCAGGCGGCGGUCGCCGGGUCCGAGUCGCAGCCAGUGGUGGUACCGCCGCAGCCCACAGAAGAAGCAGACGAAGACGGGCAGCCUGCGCGCCUGCUGCCGCUUGCGUCGAGCGCGGUGCCGAGCAUCCGCGAGCUGCUCGCGAUGGACGAGGCGCAGGAGCGCGAGGAGAAGCGGCGGGCGCGGAAGGAGAAGAAGAAGGGGAAGAAGGACAAGGGCGGGGACGACAGCGAGUAGUUCUCUCCCGGGGGCGUGGCGCACGCGCGCUGCUUUACGGGGCGGAAAAUGUCACGUCGAUUAGUUGUGCAAGGACAGGCUAGAUAUAUGGGCGGGAGGCUGCUAGCUCUGUACUCCUUGCUACCGCUUUGCAAUGGAUGACGCGACUGCCGCUCUUACUGGAGUCCUCCCCUCGGCCGCCGUGAGUGGGUUCUUUGGCGCAAGCUGGAAACUCGGUCCUCGCGCGUAGUG